ACUUCACAAGCGAAAAAAAGCCUGCAGACCACAACGUCCCCGAGUCCCGGUGGCACCGCUUCGUCGGGUAGAUUUGGAUUUUUCAUUUCUGCUUUCUCCGAACCCCGUUGUGCGGCAGAGCAGCUGGGCAGCCCAGCAGAGCGGGUGCCCCCACGGGCCGCAGCGGGCCGUGCCGGGCAACUCCAGCCCCGCACAGCCGGGAGCCGCAGCGAGGCCAUAAACAAACAGCUGCGGAGCGCCGGGUGAUACGGCAGCGGGGAGCUCCGCACUGCCUUGAGCCAGCCGCAGCCGGGGACCCGCAGCCGGGCGCGGAGCUCUGCAGCCGCUGCGGGGCUGACUCGGCUUGGCGUUCGGGCACCGGCUGCAGGCGAGGUCUCCCCCCCUCCCCCCCCCUCCCUCCGCCGCUCCUCUCCUAUCAGGCUCGGGGGGGGCAUCUGCGGGCGGUGCGGAGCCGCCGCCGCCGCCGCCGCCGCACCCCCCCCGCUGCCGGGCUCCUCCUCGUCGCUCCCCCGGGCGCUGCGGGCGGGCCCCGGCCGGACCCCGUCCUGUCCCCUCUCGCCGGGAGCCGUCCCCUCCUUCCCGUGCCACCCUCGGCCCGCCGCAGCGCUGUCAUUGACCUCCCUCCGCUGCGGCAGCGCGGCCGCGGCUCCCGGCGCCGGCCCUGCAGAGCAUCUUGACAUGGCAAGUACCCACGCAGAAGAGCCUCUUGCUGAGGACACAGCUGACCAUGAUGCACACAUCUAUGAGGAGGUGAUGCUCUCUGAGAGGAUGGAGCACAGCCAGCGGCUGGCUGUGGAGGAGCUCAUCACCACUGAAGCCAGCUAUGUGCACAACCUCCAGCUGUGCCUGUCCGACAUCCGGGCACACCUCCAGAAGAAGCAGCUGCCUGGUCUUGACCUGGAAGGACUCUUCUCUAACAUUGAUGACAUCCUCCAUGUCUCCAGACGGUUCCUGAGGGGACUUCAGGACACUGCUACCCAGGAGCAUGAGCAGCUGCUCAGCAUCAGCACUCUGUUCCAGGAGUUCAAGGAGGAGAUGGAGAUGGUCUACAAGAUCUACUGUGCCAGCUAUGAGCACGCUCUCCUGCUGGUGGAGAGCUAUCGCAAGGACCCCAGGCUGCAGGAGGAGAUCAUGGACACCCUGACUGCGACAGUGCCUCACACGAGCGCCUCGGACCUCAGCUUCUUCCUGGUGAUGCCGGUGCAGAGAGUCACCAAAUACCCACUGCUGCUGGGCAAGAUCCUGGAGAACACCCCUGCCAACACCAGCACCCACGAGGCCCUCGCUGCAGCCGUGCGUGCCAUGACGCAGGUCAAUGCCAACAUCAACGAGUACAAACGGCGCCGGGAAGUGGCCACCAAGUACAACAAGGCUGAGCAGCUGACGCUGCGGGACCGCUUCGCCCGCCUCAACACCCACUCCAUCGCCAAGAAGACCACGCGGCUGAGCCGGCUCCUCAUGCAUGAGGCCGGCAUCGUGGCCAAGACAGAGGACAAGGAGUAUGAUGAGCUGGAAGAGAAAUUCCAGAGCGUGGCAUCCAGUGUGACUGCACUGAAGGAGAACGUGGCAUCCUACCUGCAGCACUUAGAGGCAUUCCUGCUGCCCACCCCACACAGGUGUGAGCUGCAGAUGGAGGAGGGCCCUGCCCAGCAGUACCGCCGCUUCGCAGAGCACCUCCACCGUGCUGUGUUCCCGGAGUUUAGGCGCCGGCUGGACAGGCUGGUCUGGAAGCCCCUCUGCAGACUGGCAGAGAUGCUGGUGGGGCCACAGCAGCUGGUCAAGAAGCGCCUGGACAAGCUGCUGGACUACGAGGAGAUUCAGGAGAGGAAGAGCGAGACGGGCAGCGUGACAUAUGAUGAGGAAGCGGCCAUGAACACCUACCUGGCCAUCAAUGCCCUGCUUGUGGCUGAGCUCCCGCGCUUCAACCAGGUGGCCAUGCAGCUCCUGGGACAGCUCCUGGGCUCCUUCAGCGUCCUGCAGCAGGACUUGGCCACAGAGGUUCUGCACGAGGCUAAAAAGGAAGUAGAGCAGAUGCCUCAUGGCCACAUGCUGCUGCCCGCUUUCUGGAGGAUGGUGGAGGACACCCUGCAGCAGUCAGGCGUCCAGCUCCGUACCUUCAUCCAGGCGUUUGAGACCGUCACGCCGAGCCCUCUGCUGCAGCCCCUGAACCCUGCUGAGGAGCGGAAGGUCCUUUCCCUUGUGAGCAAACACGGCCCAGACAAACUUUACCAAGUGACAAGCAACGUCAGUGGCAGCAAAGACAUGGACCUGACCUUGCAAAGGGGGCAGAUUGUGGCUCUGCUGCAAAGUGUGGAUACUAAAGGCAACACGGGCAGAUGGCUGGUGGAUGCUGGAGGUCCCCGAGGCUUUGUGCCUGCUGCCAAACUCCAGCCCUAUAGCCUGGGACCAAGCCAGCAGCCCAAGAUGCAGAUGCCAGCCCUGGAGAGUGGCACAGAGAGAAGGCGACAUUCCUAUGUGUCACCUGAAGCUCCUAAACCCCAGGUGGCCACAUUCACCCCAGCUUUCCAGGUGGUUGCUGGCUUCUCCUUCACGGCACGCAGCCCUCAGGAGCUCAGCCUGCAGGCAGGGCAGCCCGUGGUGGUGUUGGAGCCGCAUGACAAGAAGGGCAGCACCGAGUGGAGCCUGGUGGAGGUGAACGGGCAGCGGGGCUACGUGCCCUCCAGCUACCUGCUGACAGUCCCCGUGCAGGAGCCCGUGGGCUGGAGUCUGCCCGUGUGAGCAGCACCGGGCGCAGCAGCAGAAGGCUUCGUGCUGCACACGGAGGAGAGCUGUCUGCUUGGCACCCGAUGAGCUCAUUGCUGAGGGAGUGUCUGCACGGCCCUGGGCUGGGGAAGCAGCAGAAUGUGGCCCAGGGGCUGCGGGUGCACGGUUGGAGGUGGGGAGAUGUGCUUUGUGCUGCUGUGCACAAGGGCAGGAAGGUGCGAGGGUGCCACGUCCGUGUGUGUUUGCUUCUUGCUGGGCAGCACGGAGAGAAGGCUUGGGACGGAGUGACGUGUGGCUGCAGCUCGGCAGGGAUUUGUAUCGGUGAGAAAAGUGCCUGUAGUGGUGGCGAGAGAACUGUCCCUGAGUAAAUCAGGUCUGAGCUGCAAAGGCUGCAGUGCUGCGAACGGCGCUCCAGCCUGGCACGUGUCUCUUGGAGACGUGCUCUCCACAAAACGGGUGGGGUGACGCUCCCCUGUGCCCACCCACACGUCCCAGCGGCAUCUGGGCAUUGGGCUGUCCCCAAGGCCAGCGCUCUGUCACCUCUCGGCCACCGAGCCCCGCUUCUGGCCCCUGCACUGCGGUGUGGCGCUGCCGAGGCACGAGAAGCGCUCUGUGUGCCCCCGCGGCUCCUGGCUGUGACAGCACGAGACGCCCGUGCGGCCGUGGCCGUGCCCGGCUCUGUGCCCACGCGUGGGGCUGCGCGGCCGCGAGGUGGCGGAGCUGUCCCGGCACAGCUCAGCGCAGCACCGCACCGCGCAACGCCGCAGCGCUGCUCCUCCCGCCCGCGGCUCCUCCGGGAUCCUCCGUUCUCGGUCGCAUCGUGUCGAACUUCGGCGCCCGUGGACGUUCCCUGCAGAUGCUGUCCCCGGGACGUGCGCUGUUACGCGGUGUGAGGACACGGGGCACCGACAUCCCUCACUUCUCCCGUUGUGUCGCCCCAGCCGGUCGCAGCGCUGCUGCCCCGAGGCUCCGGCUGCUCCCUCGGGGUCAGCGCAGGGCGCGGGUCCCUUCCAGCCUAACCACGAGGAAGAAUAAAGGGCACAAGCGUGCCUCUAAAUAGCUCGGCAAGGACACGCUCUCCCGAGAGGAACGCUCUGGCCAGGCUGGUGGAACAUGCCUGUGCCCGGGGGGCGGCUCCUGGCCAGGUGCCCACCUCAAGGUCAGGCGUCGCCCAGAGCAGCAGCGCGGCAGCAGGGCUGUGUGUGGGGCAGCCGCUCACCGGCCUGGGGUCUCACCGUGCGCAGGGCUCCGGUGGCAGUAGAGCCGGGUGGCACUGCUGCCCACAGCCUGCCACUGGCCAGCAAGGGACUCGGCACUGGCACUGAGCCGGAGCUGAUUCAUAUCCUGGACGUGCUGGCAUUUGGAUGGUGUCCACCCAGAGGGUGCGACAACGAGGAUCAGAUCUGACCUGCUGGCCCCGGGCCGGCUUGUUUGUGUGUGAGGCGCACAGUGACCGAGGCACGGCCGGCAUCGCCGAGGGAAGAACAGCAUCCAUGCAAACCCCAAGCCUGGGUUCCCAAACCUGGGUCCGUCCCAGGGACGCAAUGCGUGGCAGGGCUGUGGUGGGCAGGGAACACAGGGCUGGGUGCAGAGCAGCUCGUGCAGCAGGAUCCCAGGACCCAAGGUACCCGCAGUGCUGCGCUGCUGGGGGGGCUGAGCCCCGCAGAUGGUGGCCACAGGGCUGGGAGAUAGGAGCACAGGCAUGAGCGGCACCGCUUGCUCCCGUCUUGCACAGCCAGCACCUGAAUUGUUUAAUAAAGUGUGAAAUUGCUUUCAUGCUCUGCUA
Molecule: messenger RNA, 4510 nt
Organism: Gallus gallus (chicken)
Lineage: Eukaryota; Metazoa; Chordata; Aves; Galliformes; Phasianidae
Gene: ARHGEF37
Product: Rho guanine nucleotide exchange factor 37
Exons: 13
Coding region: 679-2739 (686 amino acids)
Cellular component (GO): cytoplasm
Molecular function (GO): protein binding; guanyl-nucleotide exchange factor activity
Source: RefSeq, a predicted model, not a curated record